ACACAGCAUAGGGACCAUUCACGAUUACGCCAUCUGCUUUUUCCAACAAAAGAAAGAUUAUGAAGUUGUUUUUGUUUUAUCUUUUCUGCCAGUUUUUAUCAGCAGGGAAACACUCUUUGAAGUUUCUAAUGACCGGAUCUUCAGGACUCUCUAACUUCCCAGAGUUAGAAAUUACUGUGAUGGGAGACGAUAACUCAGUUGCAGUUUGCGACAGCCGCAACAAAUCAAUAAAGCACAAUUAUGACUGGGUUGAUAAAUUUCUCAAAGACGACCCUGGGCUACACGACUGGUUCAACUUGCAGUGUUUUGCACAACUGCCAUACUUUAGAGAUUAUAUGUCUGCUUUGAAGAAACAAUUCAGACAACAAGAAGGUGUCCAUUUUUUACAGUUGAUCAGUUCCUGUGAGACAGAUGAGGAGACUCAGAAUGUUAAUGCUGUUUUACUGUAUGGUUAUGAUAAAGAAGAUUUAAUUGCGCUGGAUUUUAAGACUCUGACUUGGAUUGCUCUAAAACCAGAAGCCAUACCAUUUAAAAGGGUAUGGGACACUGAAAGAGAGAGGAUUUUGCUCGACCAGAGAAUUCUUAUGCAGAUGUGCCCUGAAUGGGUGAAGAGAGGCUUGAAAACAGGGAAGGACUUUCUGCUGAGAACAGAGCAUCCCUCCUUGUUUCUGCUGCAGAAGACUCCUACUAGUCCAGUUACCUGCCACGCUACAGGCUUCUAUCCUAAAAGAGCCCUGAUGUUCUGGAGGAAAGAAGGGGAAGAGAUUCAUGAGGACGUGGAACAUGGAGAGAUCCUUCCAAACGAUGAUGGGACCUUCCAGAUGAGAGUUUACCUUAACAUCUCUUCAAUCAGUCUUGAAGACUGGAAGCAAUAUGUCUGUGUGUUUCAACUCAUAAACAAAGAGGAAAAAACUAUCCAACUUGAUGAAGCAGAAAUAAGAACCAACAGAGAGAGACCCAGUAACUCAACAAUCCUCAUCAUAGCUGUUGUAUUAUCAUCUGUUCUGGCUUCCAUUGGGGCUGCUGGAUAUGUGGCCUAUAAAAAGAAAACAGUUCCUGAGAGGAGGUUGGAGCUCACUGAGACGCUGAACCCAGAGACUUGAUCAACAAACAGUUGCCUGGUGUGGGGAUGUCUGUGUCUGUGAAAUAUAGUGCAUUCUGUACAUGCAUAAUAGAGGGAUUUGUUUUGCAGACCAGAUAGGCGAUGAGUUAAACCAAUUUCUUUUCUUUUCUAAAACCUGUUUCUUUUCACCGCAGAUCAGAUUCAAACGAAAACUUAUGAAACCUGAUUUGAUCUUAUCAUAGUUUCACUUUGCACCAGGUAAAACUAUUCAGUAGAUGAAACUUUAAGAUUUCAUAAUGGGUAUUAAUGACAUAUUAUAAAGAGACCAAAAAUUUGUGGCUGAAGACAGAAACAAAGGGGAAAAAAUCCGUUGACUUUGAGAAAUUCCUACAUUCAUGAUAAGGUUGGAUCUAUGGUCAGUUGCUGUCAACCUCUCAAAAGCAGUUAUGUUUUUUUUUCAGUGGCUUCCUGGCAGUGAUUGUUUUUUUUAGCCACUACCAGUUAGGCCGGUUGGGCUACAGUAGAGAUAUUUCUGUUCUCCAAACACAAGAAACAACGAUAGAUACAGAACAUUUUUUGUCCAAUGAAAAAAUGUAGAGCAAACAACCAAGACUUUGCUCUUUAUAUUUAAAGGGCCUAUAAUAUGCAAAAUCAACUUUUUGAGAUUUUAAAACUGUUAUAAUGCUAUUUCCCUCUCAAAAUCAUGCCGAGAGUGUUAAUUCAAUCAAUUCAUGUGUGUCUGAGUAAUCCUCAUAAAUUUUGCUGUCUCAAGCACAGCCCGUCCUGCACAGUGACAGCAAGUAUAAGCUACUUAGCUAAGUCAUAAAAAAGUGUUUUUCGCUGCAAAAGCACUAAAAAGAUUUCCUUUCUAGAGAGCCUAAGCACCAGAAGUACCAUGAUGUCAUGAAAUGGCCGCCCACACCUGUUAAUAGUAAAUGAAUAGUCUGUAGUGCCAAAGGCAAUAUUUUGCAUAGUUGACUUUGGAAGAUGUAAAAAAGCAUGACUUAGAGCAUUUAAACAAUACUAUAA
Molecule: messenger RNA, 2092 nt
Organism: Cyprinodon tularosa
Lineage: Eukaryota; Metazoa; Chordata; Actinopteri; Cyprinodontiformes; Cyprinodontidae
Product: major histocompatibility complex class I-related gene protein-like
Exons: 6
Coding region: 60-1103 (347 amino acids)
Biological process (GO): immune response
Cellular component (GO): external side of plasma membrane
Source: RefSeq, a predicted model, not a curated record